Molecule: messenger RNA, 3353 nt
Organism: Exophiala oligosperma
Lineage: Eukaryota; Fungi; Ascomycota; Eurotiomycetes; Chaetothyriales; Herpotrichiellaceae
Exons: 2
Coding region: 956-3019 (687 amino acids)
Biological process (GO): phosphatidylinositol dephosphorylation
Cellular component (GO): endoplasmic reticulum
Molecular function (GO): phosphatidylinositol-4-phosphate phosphatase activity
Source: RefSeq, a predicted model, not a curated record
CAAUCACCAGCCUUCAGUCUUAUAAUUUUUCAAUUAUUCUUAUGAAGGUUGUCGCGACAUAUGGCAACUAGCCGUGCUCAAAAUCGUUAUCCAUAAAAUAAUGAGCCACGAUGCCAGCCCUGGUCAGGCGUCUUCUAAUCUGGGCGACGAUUGAUGGACUCGUGCUCCAGGCCCAUGGCUCUACAGAACACCACAAAACGAUCAAGAUAGACUACGGAAGACGCCAUGUAACAGAAGUCCAGACCAGCGAUGUAUCCAGCAAGAAGAAUGUUUGGCUAGAAGCUCAUGGUGUUAUAGGUAAGCUAAGACCGAUCAUUGUGUGCCAGACAACCACGCCUUACCAGAUGCAGGAAUUCUCUCAAUCGCUUCUACCUCUUUUCUCAUUGCCAUAACGCAGCGAGAACAGGUCGCUCAGAUCUUCGGCAAGCCGGUCUAUGUUAUCAGAGACGUGGCUUUUCUUCCGUUAACAUCACAAAAUGAAGCCGAGCGCGCCAUCACAUCGGUUCUCACGUCAAAAGGUUCUGCCACCAGCACCGAAGAUUCGGACUCGGAAUUCAGUGAACCAGGGGAAGAAGACGAAUUCUCGACCAGGGAGCUGGAGCCAGAGACACCGGUCGAGCAUCCACCGACCCAGCAGACUAACUCGAGCUCCACCAGCAUUGUGAGAGAUGUCAUCGCUAACCGAGGCCAAUAUGCACGAUUUGCUUCGCAAUGGUUUUCGAAGCAAGGAUGGAAAGGGCCGAGAAGUGUCACCACAAAUGCCUCAGCACCGCCUCAGCAGGUGCAGGAACCAGCGAGGACUUCUCCGACCGUUGCCGCAGCCACUGCCACAGAAGCAAACUCUUCAAAAACGCGGUGCGAGGAUGACAAGAAGACCCAAUCAGACGUCGAUGCCCAUGACAUACCCAGUACUUCGGUCCGGGAUGCGCUACCCAAGAUUGUCAAGACCACAAAGAUGAUCUUGACAUCAGGAAGCUACUUUUUCUCUUACGAAUCUGAUCUCACUCGGCGCUUGUCUCUGACAGGUGGCAGUCCAAAAGCUCCGACUAAGGAUACGCUGGACCCAUUGUAUUUCUGGAACCGACAUCUAGCAACCCCAUUUUUCACCGCAAGACAGGAUAGUUUCCUUACGCCGGUAUUGCAAGGUUUCGUAGGCCAGCGAGCUUUUGCGGUCAAACGUGCAGAACCUAACGAUCCUCAUUCAGCAUGUGUUAUCUCAGCCGAUCAUGACAAAGACUCGCCUGGGCUUGAACAUGCAAUGAACCACGCCAUACAAGGGCUCGCAAAUAUUGGAGGCGAGUCGCAAGAUUACUUGCUGACGCUUAUAUCCCGACGCUCAGUGAAGCGGUCGGGUUUACGUUACCUGAGGCGAGGCAUCGAUGAUGAAGGUAACUGUGCCAACGCUGUAGAGACUGAGCAGAUCUUGUCUUCGCCUGAUUGGUCGACAAAGAGACAGAUUCGGUCUUUUGUUCAGAUACGGUGUUCGAUCCCACUGUAUUUUUCCCAGUCGCCUUACUCAUUCAAACCGAUCCCUAUCAUUCACCAAUCGGCAGCUAAGAACAACAAUGCCAUGAGAAAGCAUUUCCAAGAUCUCAAAGAUCGCUAUGGCCGCGUUCAAAUUGCGGCACUGGUAGAUAAACAUGGCUCAGAAACCGUCAUCGGUCAGGCGUAUGAAGAAGCUGUACGGGCAUUGACAGAGUCGGGCGUGUUGAGAGAUGUCGAUUUCGAGUGGUUUGAUUUUCACGCAGAAUGUCGAGGGAUGAAAUUUGAAAAUGUGUCCAAACUCGUGGACAAGCUUCAACCGAAUAUCGAAGAUUUCAAUGAGACGACGAUUUCGGAGAGUGGAAUCGUGACAACUCAAAGAGGUGUCAUUCGAACAAACUGUAUGGACUGCCUGGAUCGGACGAAUGUGGCUCAAAGUGCAUUUGGCCAGUACAUGCUUCAAAGAGAUCUUACCAAGGAAGGAUUUGCCAUUGAUCUGUUGCAUGACGAAUCAACAACUUGGUUCAACACGCUAUGGGCUGACAACGGAGACGCCAUAUCUCGACAAUAUGCGUCGACAGCUGCGCUCAAAGGUGACUUUACCCGUACUCGACGCCGCAACUACCGUGGAGCACUCAACGACUUCAGCUUGACAUUGACCCGUUACUAUAACAAUAUGGUUAACGACUAUUUCUCACAAGCAGUCAUCGACGUAGUCCUAGGAAAUCUGUCCUGGAAAGUCUUUGAAGAUUUCGAAAGUAGCAUGAUGGGUGCGGAUCCAGGCAUUAACAUCGAGCAGAUUCGCGAGGCUGCGAUCGACAACUGCAGAAAACAAGUCAUUCAAGCAGAUGAUGAAGACCUUAUCCAAGGUUGGACGAUGUUGACUCCUGCCCACGAGAACACUUUAAGGACUAUUCCAUUCGAAGAAGCCGUCGUCCUAUUGACGGAUGUCGCACUCUAUUGCUGCAAAUUCGACUGGACAACAGAAAAACUGAGGUCAUUCGAGAAGGUUGACCUUAGAUCCAUAUCCAAAAUCAGAUAUGGAACGUAUAUUACAUCCACAUUCAGCGAGCGACAGAUGCAAGAGCGAUUCAAUGCUGGGCUCGUCGUGGUAUACCAGCCAGGUAAAGAGAGCAUGAUUCGGACAAACACCCGAUCCCUGCAGAAUUAUGUGGAACCCCAAACGGACGACUCUGAAAAUCGGAUCGAUGGCGGCACCGGUAUCCUAUCGUGGCUAAGUCCGUCGUCACCACCCUCUUCACGGACGUUGGCUCUCAAAGUCAUCGACGCAACCACGAGACAUUUCGACAUGCCUAAUGGAAAGCAGACCGAGCUUCCUCUGGCCAUGGCGGGCAGAAUCGCUGAGGAAAUAAGAAGAGCCAUCGAGGGCCCAGCCGUCACGAGUGAGCAACAGGAUCACAACAAUAACAAUCAGUUGGUGCAACAGGACGACAUUAUCUCUCUGGCGGAGGCCAAAAAGAGAACUGGAUACUUUGAGCAGUUGGGCUACUCUAUCAAGAAGCUUGUUUGGUCGUGAGGAGGAGUCCAUGGUGUUGUUGGGAUACAGUGUGUAGUAUUGAUGGGGAGGAGUGACAUUCUGUCCUACAUCAAACCACCUUUCUCAAAGGCGCAGCUUCAUUCGCUUCGCAAAGCAAAGACGUAGUAAAUGGAUAUUACUCCUUCCAUCUUCACCUGGCACCAGAAGCUGAGGAAUAUUGUUAACGACUGACAUGAGUAGAUAGACGUUAAGGGGCGAUUUUGACACCGCUGUUACUCCUUCCUAUUGACAGGAACGUAAUUGCCGCGAAGAGAUGUCAGUGUCUGGUUAUAGUGACAACAUUGGUGUCCAACACCAGCCUUUUGGUUCAACA